Messenger RNA from Sodiomyces alkalinus F11, 1360 nucleotides. RefSeq names its product kinase-like protein. Lineage: Eukaryota; Fungi; Ascomycota; Sordariomycetes; Glomerellales; Plectosphaerellaceae. Bases 33 to 923 code for a protein of 296 amino acids. The record is from RefSeq and is a predicted model, not a curated record. The transcript is spliced from 2 exons.
GGCCAAACAUCAAAUUAAACGCAAAUUACGUCAUGUUCACUCCAAGAGUCUGGGACGGUGGGAAAGUACGACUGUUGGGCGAAUUGAGCCGUGACCUCCAACAGCCCGAAUCCAGUCUCUCAGUCUCCCCUCUUAGUGUUGUGGUCCCUUUCGUUUGUUUCACCCACCUUGUUCCCCUGCCCUCACAAUUACCUCUUCUCACCGCGAAGAUGACUAUGAUGUCUGUGCAGCCCCAGGCCUGCGAGGAGGGAUGUUUCUCCCUGACCAUGGAGAGGAAGUUCUAUUGCCGAGGGAACGCCUUCGUCAAGAGGAGUCUCCGUCCUAGAGAAUAUCGUACCGGGCAUCGCGGCAUCCACGUCCCUCGCCUGGCCAAGGAGAGCCUCAAGAACGAGGCCGAGUCGCUCCGCUAUAUUCGUCGCCAUACCAACAUCCCGGUUCCUACUGUAUACUGCGACUUUGAGGACGACGAGGCGUACUAUCUGAUCUCCGAGUAUGUGCAAGGCGUGAGUAUGUCAAACCUUAUAGAAAGCCAAAAAGCGGUAGUGCGUGAGGAGCUCCAAGGCCAUCUCGCGACUCUCCGAACCCUCGUAUCAAACCGCAUGGGCGGACCAUCAGGCAUCGUUAUCCCUCCGUAUCGUGUUCUGCGGCGCACCAAGGUGAACGUUUGGUGUCUACGACCUUCUGAUCAUGAUGAAUUCGUCUUCUGCCACAACGACCUUUCCCAGCAGAAUAUCAUUGUGGAUCCGGACUCCCUGAAGAUCCAGGCCAUUCUCGACUGGGAAUAUGCCGGUUUCUACCCACCUGCUUUUGAGUGGCCUUUCUAUACUAGGCUCGGUCCUUCCUCUGCGAUUUAUGAGGAGAGGGACGACUCGCUCGAGCUGCUGGAUUUUCUUAAGUCCCGAGUUCAGCAUGAAACAACAUGAGUACGAUGGUCAGCCAGAUGUCGGUCCCCUAGUUCGCGAGAUAAGAUGGAAGACCAGCGAAAGUGCCUGCUAUCUACGCCCAGAGCUGGGUCUGGCAAUGGAUUUCGGACCAGACGUUGAGCAGAGUGGGAUGCGGUCAGUCGUGGGACGGAUGUUGAAGGUGGCCACUCGUUCGAGAAUGAUUGGAAUUACGGCCUUCUUUCCAUUCGCAUGAGAUAAGCGAUCAACUUGUCUGCAUAGCGUUCGUUGCUGGGAAAUCGAUUGGCUAGGUCUGAUGUCUUCAGGCAGAGAGAUGAUGUCUUCAGGCAGAGAGACAAUGAGAGGGAUGUUUUUUUGCUGCGCCCAGAAUAUCAAUACCGCCAUGGUUCUCCUGGGUUGAGAGCCUCUGCCCGCUCAGUUGGCAUCUCAAGCCCCUUAACCUCGUUCCUUAUUUUGGC